AUGGCAGAGUUGGCAUCAAUAUCGUCCCCUGACAAUGCUGGGGCUGGAGUAUUAGUAAUAGAAGCAGUUUCUGGGGCUGAAAUUGAUAGCCCGGAACCACUCGAAGAUGUGGUUGUUAGAUCCACGGAUGAUGAGGAGAUUUCCACAGGAGCGGUAACACUUGAUAAUGAAGAGCUCAUUGGCGGACUGGGGCCUACUGCUGAGGACCCCACAAGCUCAACUGACGACGAGGCGUUUGAUGGGGUAGGAAUAGACGGAGGUGGUGGCGAAAGUGGACCGGAAUUGCUAAGGGAGCUUGAGGGCGAAGCUGUUCGUAAAGGUAGAACUAACUCCGCGUCAUCUGAGUUAGAUGGAAAUAUCCCGCUAGAGGAUUGCAAUGGAAGGUCGGAUGUUGAUGUUCCUAUAUCGGGAAUGGAGGAAUUGACUGCAAUGCCAGGUGUUGCGGAGCUCGUAUUUUCCGUCGGUCCAGGAGCCAGGUUGAAUGCGUCGGAAGGACACGAACAGUUAUAUUUUAAGCAAGCAGAGGAAUUUGCACCUCUCCUCAACUUAAAGCUUGCAUCCAAGAAAACAAGUGCCGGGGCUGUACCAAUGGCGGGUUUUCCUUUCUACCAGCUUGACCGCUUUCUCAAAGUACUAGUCCAAGACUUGCAAAAGUAUGUUGCAAUCAGCGAAGAAUUUGCAAAUAUUACAGCAGUAACAACAAAGCCUGGGUUGAUGUUUGACCGAAGAGUAGCUAGGAUUGUUACACCUGGAACUCUGAUUGAUGAAAGAUUCAUGGAUCCUUCUGAAAAUAAUUUUUUACUUGCCUUACACAUAAAUACUCAUGACAGAGCAACAAAAGCAGAGUUUGUACCAGAAAAUGGAACUCUCCGCCUAAGGGGCAUGGAAGCUGUUGGGCUAUCCUGGCUAGAUCUAUCAACAGGAGAAUUUUUCACCCAACAUACCACCUACUCGAUGCUAGCAUCAGUGCUUGCAAGAAUCGAGGCUAAGGAGAUAAUCAUCGACAAAACACUCGAUACUCCCCUCAAGCAGGAAAUCCAAACAUUGAUUGGACAAAACCAUCGUUUACUUACGUACUUUUCUUGCCUAUCUGCCAUCAAGCCUAUUUCAGAGUGGGCCGAAUGCUUUUUAUCGCCCAUUUCAAGCGAUACAGCAGCGCAAUUUUCAGUGGAGGAGACGGUGGCCUGCCAUAUGUUAUUGGAAUAUGUGAAGGUUCAAAUGCAGGGCGUCGAGGUAAAGCUUCAAGGACCCCGCCGCAAGCAUUUGGAGAAGUCCAUGGUUAUUGAUCGAAACAGCCUAAAAGGGCUCGAAAUUCUAGAAACUUCCAGGGACAGCUUAGGAAAGGGAAGUUUAUUACAUGCAGUUAAUCGAACGUCAACUAAAAGCGGAGCCCGACUUCUGAAAGAAAGAUUGACUUCACCUUCGGCAUCCUUGCCUAUUAUUAACGAGCGCUUAGAUCUGGUAUCUGAACUUAUUAAUGAUACAAACUUGGCGGACAGUAUAGUUACUUUUCUUAAACGGAGCUACGAUGCGCAAAGGCUAGUACAAAAAUUUUCUUUGGGUCGUGGAGAUGCAGACGACCUUCUCUGUUUGUCAAGGGCCAUCGACGCAUCAAACAAUAUAAGACAUAUACUGCUAAAAAAAACAGAACCUGGCGGCACAACCAAAUUGAACCCCUCUCACGCAGAAGGGACUUUUCACGCAAUGGUUGAACGAUUUAAUAUGCGAGGCCCCGAAGAGCUGUCGAGGCGCAUCCUACAAGCUAUUGAUGAGGAAGCUCUCAUACAGAAGCAACGUAUCGAGGAAGAGGACGCGGCAAAUAUGGCGGCCCUCGCCAAUGAGGUAAUUUCAAAACAGGGCUCGCCAGAUGACCUUGCAGCCAUGCCAAAGAAAGUUCGGUCGCAAAAAUUCGACAAAGCCCCAGAUCUUAAAGAGCCGGAUAACAAUGAACAAAAUACAUGGAUUAUGCGACGGAAUGCAAGCCCUUCACUUGGGAACUUGCAUAAAUCACUAGAACUAUUGUAUGCGGAAAAGGCAGCACUGACACAAAAAUUACGGAAGGACGCAAAAGCUGCUGGUUUAUCGCUAAAAUGGACCCCUGGCUUGGGGCAUAUCGUACACGUUAAAGGAGCAAAGACCAUGGAGCAGUCAUUGGGAGUUCUGGGAAUAUCGAGGACCGUCUCCUCAUCGAAAUCAACUCGAUCGUUUUAUCUGCCCUCGUGGUCCGACCUAGGCGCUAAAAUUGACGAGACUAAGUUGAAAAUUCGUAUUGAAGAACAGUUAAUUUUUAAGGGAUUACGACAAGACGUCAUUCUCAACUUAAUUGCAUUGCGCCGAAAUGCAGCUGUCUUGGAUGAACUAGAUGUGGCAUGCUCGUUUUCAUUGCUAGCUCGCGAACAAAACAUGGUUAGACCGAUCGUACAUACAAAUAUCUCCCACAAAAUUGUAGGGGGAAGACAUCCGACUGUGGAACUUGGCCUUGACCAACAAGGACGACCCUUUGUGAAUAAUGAUUGUUUCCUUAGUGAGAAAGAGAGAAUAUGGCUCAUUACCGGGCCAAAUAUGGCCGGUAAAAGUACGUUUUUACGGCAGAACGCAUUGAUCGCCAUUCUUGCUCAGGUUGGCUCUUUUGUACCAGCUGAGUAUGCAGAAUUUGGGAUAGUGGACAAAAUUUUCAGCCGCAUCGGCGCUGCUGACGAUCUUUUUCGGGACCAGUCAACUUUCAUGGUGGAAAUGCUUGAGACGGCGGCAAUUUUAAAACAUGCGUCACCACAAUCAUUCGUGAUAAUGGACGAAGUCGGUCGAGGCACUGCACCUGAAGACGGCAUUGCCAUAGGAUUCGCAUGCUUGCAUCACUUACACGACGUCAUCAAGUGCCGCACCCUCUUUGCUACGCAUUUUCACUCAUUAGCAGAUAUGACGAUUGAUUUUCCGCACCUGGCACGUUAUUGCACAAGCGUGUUAGAAUAUUCAGAUGGGUCGUUCUCAUUCAUACACAAGGUAGGAGCAGGUGUGAAUCGGAAUUCACAUGCUCUGAGGGUUGCCAGUCUUGCGGGUGUCCCACAGAGUGUAGUCGAUGUAGCAAGAUCUGUUUUGGAUGAAAUAUCUUUGACACCUUCAAAACUCGAACAGAAAGGGCCGCAAAGUAACCAUGUUGCUCUCGCCAGAUUGUAA
This is a messenger RNA of Ophidiomyces ophidiicola, 3174 nucleotides long. RefSeq names its product MutS protein 1 (gene msh1). Bases 1 to 3174 code for a protein of 1057 amino acids. Gene Ontology annotation, biological process: mismatch repair. Gene Ontology annotation, cellular component: nucleus. Gene Ontology annotation, molecular function: ATP binding; ATP-dependent DNA damage sensor activity; mismatched DNA binding. Lineage: Eukaryota; Fungi; Ascomycota; Eurotiomycetes; Onygenales; Onygenaceae. The transcript is spliced from 4 exons. The record is from RefSeq and is a predicted model, not a curated record.